GGUGCACUGGACACGCCCGUCUCUGUGAAGCAAAGAAGGAAGGAUUUACAUGGGAGGUAUUACGAUGGGAGGGGGAAGAUAGGCCUACCUACCUAUUGCUUGGUUUAAGUUGAGUGGGAAACACAGUUGAGUAGAAAGCAGAGGAGACGAAAGGAAGGAGAACAAACGUGCUUAAUGUUUCACCACCAUGCUCCAGACUUUGUAAACCUGCACUGAAAAAGCUCCACCCACCUGCUCUCACCUCCACUCUACACACUUUGCUUUCCUGAGUCCAAUGGAUAAACAUGACCCGGGCACCCCCCCUCCUCCCUACUACUCUGUUGCUGUCCACACACAGCCACCCCUCAGGUCUUAUGAAGAGGUGGUGUAUGGCUUCGGUCCAGGGAUGAUGCCCCCAACCCAGCCACGUUACAUCCCUCGGUAUCCAUCAUCUGUGGCUGUUCCCCAAGUCUCACAGCCCAUCACAAUCCCAAAGAAGAAAAAGGGAUGCUGUGAGAGCAAGAAAAGGUGCAUUGGUGUGUCGGUGUCAGUCCUACUGUUGCUUGCUCUGCUGGGGGUGGCCAUUUGGCUUGGAGUUGUGUACGGCACCAGGAGAGCAACAUCAGCGAUCCACUACGAUGAGCAUGAUGGGAGCAAUGAUGAGAAAACCCAAAGUGCAGUUUUGCCAAAGGACAACUGCCCAAACAAUACUGUAAUUUGUGAUGGAAAAGAGGACUGCCAACAUGGCACUGACGAAGCAUACUGUGUGAGGUUUGGUGAGGGAAACAGUCUGCAGGUCAGAACAACCACAGAUGGCCGCUUCCUACCAGUGUGUAACCAAGGGUGGGAUGACAAUGAAGCCAAGCAGAUCUGCAAGCAGCAAGGAUUCAGAAACGUCUAUAUGACAGCUACAAUUCAAUCAGAUUCCACAGGUUUAACACUGAACAACAGUACAAGAUCUGCUCCAAUCCAGGCUCGGGUAAAUGUCAGUUCUCCCUGUCCGAACAAGCAGACUGUCUCCCUGCAGUGUGUGGAUUGUGGUAAGCAGCAGGCCACGUCCCGGAUCAUUGGUGGCACCAUAGCUAAAAUAGGUCAUUGGCCUUGGCAGUUGUCACUACAGUUCAGAGGAUCCCAUGUCUGCGGAGGAGUCCUGAUCUCCCCUGAUUUUGUGCUUUCUGCUGCCCACUGUUUCCCAAGAGACAACUCGGCUCUAUCCCCUCAGAACUGGAGAGUAUAUGGUGGAACGGUGUCGCUGAACAACCUGCCUGUUCCAUACUUUGUUGAGAAGAUCAUAGUCAAUGAGAACUAUAACACUAAAACAAAUGACCAAGAUGUUGUUCUUCUCAAACUUACAUCCCCAGUCACUUUCAAUGAUAAAGUUCAGCCUGCUUGUCUGCCAGCAUAUAACCAGAACUUUGUCCAAGGAACUCAGUGCUGGACCUCGGGUUUUGGCACCACACAGGCCGGUUCAGGUAACAGUCGUGAUGCUUAUGGAGGUCUGGUGACCAAUAAUAUGCUUUGUGCUGGGAAACUCGAAGGAGGCAAAGACUCCUGUCAGGGUGACAGUGGUGGACCUCUGGUAUGCCAGGGAGAGAGUCGCUUUUACCUGGUGGGGAUUACCAGCUGGGGAGCUGGCUGUGGUGAAAAAAACAAACCCGGGGUUUACACCAGAGUCAGUAGUGUUCUGCCCUGGAUCUACACAAACAUGCAUAGAGCUAUGGUGUGACAUCACUUUGCCUCCUGCUGGUGUUUUCCUCCCAAUGAAGUUGUCUUGAGGGAGUAGCAGCAUGACAGAAAUGCCCACAUACAUUCAUUAAUGUUGUGCUCAUCAUCUAUACUCAUCCCAGGUCACAUGGAUUUAAUAUAUUUUACACUACCCACAUGUAUACAAGCUAAUCAGUGCACUGACUUCAGUCUUUCAAUUUUGAUUUUAUUCUUUUGUGUGUACUAAAGCUUAUUUUUAAUUUAAGUGAGCUUUAAAAGCAGAUUUUUUUUUCAAUUGUAUCUUAUUGUAAUUCAAUGAAAGGCUUUACUGAGGUUCUACUGAGAUUUCCUUAAUCAGUUUGUGGUUGAUUAAUGUAUGAUUGUGUAUGAUUAAUUAUUAUGAAGGUGUUUUUUUUCUCUCAGGAACACAAUUUUAACUGUUGUGUACCAUAUUAAAAUCAAAACAUUUUGUGCAUUACCUUGCACUUGAGUCACUAAGCAGUGCACUUAAGCCACUACUCAUGUUGGGAUUUUUCUUGAAAUUGUUCUUGAUUGUAUGCCAUUUUUCCGUAUUCUUUGUUAUGUUCAUGUCAUAAGUUUGUGAAGGAU
Pundamilia nyererei is the source of this 2292-nucleotide messenger RNA. It is a transcript of the gene tmprss13a, whose product is annotated as transmembrane serine protease 13a. Gene Ontology annotation, biological process: proteolysis. The coding region runs from base 275 to 1705 and encodes 476 amino acids. Gene Ontology annotation, molecular function: serine-type endopeptidase activity. NCBI's taxonomy places the organism in Eukaryota, Metazoa, Chordata, Actinopteri, Cichliformes, Cichlidae. Gene Ontology annotation, cellular component: membrane. The transcript is spliced from 13 exons. The record is from RefSeq and is a predicted model, not a curated record.